UUUUUCGACAGGGUCAGAGAUAAAACACGACGCUUCACAGAGUAUACAGACAGGAGACACGAUGUUCUGGUCCUGUAUUUUCCUCCUACUUGUAGCGGUGGCUACGGCAAGCAUCGUUCCGCGAUCUCACCAAUGCGGUAACCAGUCGUUUUUCACGGCCGAGAACGGAAUCAUUCGAAGUCACGCAGGUUACGACGUCGGACAUGAUUACGGCAAAAACUGGGACUGCGUGUGGACAAUAGAGGCCCCAGAAGGAAAAUUUGUAGAACUGGUGGCUAACACAUUUCACUUGGAAGGAAGCGGUGUCAGUUGCUCGUACGACUAUCUCGAACUAUUCGAUGGCGACAGCACGAACGACAAUAGCAUUGGCAAAUUCUGUGGUAGUGCUUUCGCCCCUAUAUCUUCGACUCAGCAAUUCCUCACCCUCAACUUCGUUACCGAUGGGAGCCAUACCUUUCGGGGUUUCGAGCUGUUCUAUAACUUCACAGAUCACGUGAUUCGAACGUGUCUGUCGGGUCAGUUCACCUGCAGCAACACCAUUUGCGUACCGGGUAGCUACCGAUGUGACGGCGCGGAUGACUGUGGCGACGACAGCGACGAAAAGAACUGCCAAUCUGUUACCUUUCCCACUCAAGAAAUCGGUACAUUUCAAUGCGCGAAUGGCAAGUACAUAUCGGGCCGCUGGCAGUGUGAUGGUGACAACGACUGCGGGGACGGUUCGGACGAGAUUGGAUGUGAUCCCGCGUGUGGGCAAAACAUAUUUAAUACCGGAAUCACGGGCAACAUCAGCAGCCCCAACUUCCCCUAUACUUACCCAGCGAACGUCAACUGCACAUAUCAUGUGACUGCACCUAAAGGAACACAGGGUAUUUUGUUUACGUUUGACAACCGGUUUGACAUAGAGGACUGUCGAUACCAACUUUGCGACUUUGUCACCGUCUCCAAUGCGCACGGUACCAAUAUACACGGUCCGUUUAGAGGCCAGACAGCACCAAGCCCAUUUGAGAUCCUAGGCCGCGUGGCAGAUGUCCGGUUUAAAUCGGAUUCGGGAACCGAUGGGAGAGGUUUCAUGUUGACAUGGUCGGCUAUAGGUUGACUCACAUGACGAUGGCAAUAUCUUCGGAAGCAAAAUUGCCUGAACCAUGGACUUGGCAUUCGUUUUCUUUUUAUAAAUUGGCAGUCUCCAAAAACUUAAUUUAGUGUCAACAAAGAAAGAAACAUAAAGUGAUAUCGUCUUCUCA
Molecule: messenger RNA, 1241 nt
Organism: Dreissena polymorpha
Lineage: Eukaryota; Metazoa; Mollusca; Bivalvia; Myida; Dreissenidae
Product: low-density lipoprotein receptor-related protein 12-like
Exons: 10
Coding region: 62-1096 (344 amino acids)
Molecular function (GO): protein binding
Source: RefSeq, a predicted model, not a curated record